Molecule: messenger RNA, 1581 nt
Organism: Ceratina calcarata
Lineage: Eukaryota; Metazoa; Arthropoda; Insecta; Hymenoptera; Apidae
Gene: Mic26-27
Product: MICOS complex subunit 26/27
Exons: 6
Coding region: 243-989 (248 amino acids)
Biological process (GO): cristae formation
Cellular component (GO): MICOS complex
Source: RefSeq, a predicted model, not a curated record
UAUUUAGUUCGAUUUAAAUAAAAAUAAUCAUUUUUUUGAUUCUCAAUAUUUCGUACGGACGUGUAUUUGAAACUGGCCCUAGAUGUCGCGUAACCAACACUUCCGUACGUCUGAAAUGUGUAUUCUGCUAGUGUCGACCUACAAUUUUUGAUAGAAAAAAUAUUUGCCAAUGAUUUGGAAAAAAUAUUUGUGAGCGAGCCAUACGUUCUCCAAAAAAUUAGGAUCAUAAAUCACAUUUUAAAAUGCAUCGAACAAUGUUUUUCAAGAAAUUCUUGAUGCCGUGUGGGCUAUGUGCUGCGGUGCCAGCAAUGAAACCUCCGACACCCCCGGAUGAGAAAACUACACCGUGUAAUAAUGAAACAAAGGGAAAAAAAUUAAUAAAACCAUCAGAACUACCCAUUUAUGUUGAUGAUGGGUUUAAUGCUAAGGAGAUGCCAUGCAUACAGCAGCAACAAGAACAUCCUUCCGUUGUGGAAGAGAACAUUAGGAAAGUACGCCAAACAGUGGGUGAGAUAAAGCUAACAUUGGAUAGGGUUUCAAAUGAUGUGUCGAAUACAUUUGAGAAUGUUAAAUUUAUAAUCGAUUACCUACAAGAUGAAGCAAACCUCAUGCCUCGAAUAGGAGCCGUCGGCAUAGGUGGUUUAUCUGGAUUAAUACUGGGUCUCAGAGGGGGCAUCUUAAAAAAACUGUUCUAUACGACUACAGGUGCCAGCGUCGUCGGGUGCAUUUGUUUCCCGAAAGAAGCAAGAGAAGCUUUGAAUACAGUGGAACAUUAUGGAAAUAUUAGUUACAAUUUUAUAUAUGGUGUGAAACCAGGAGACACCAAAAAGGAAAUUUCAUUAAAUGAAUUUCCAAUGCUAAAAAGCAUGGUCGAGUCAGAAUACUUUCGUAUGUUAACUCGACCUUUCGAACAGAAAUCGUCAAAUGCUCCAACUGAAAAGACGGAGGAAAUUUCGACUACGAAGAAAUCAGAGAAGGAAAAGGUAUAAAUCAAUGAAUUCAGUAGUUAAUGUAUAUUUUGUAACCGAUGUGUAAAAUAUAAAUUAUAUCGAGUGAAUGUAUGAAUAAAAAUUAAGAAAAGUAAUAUGAAUUAUUAUUAAACGUGAGAAGCCGGUAAAAAAUCUAUGUAGCGAUACAUUAUUUAUCGAGGCGACGCUACUAUCAAAACGCGACAAGCAUCUCGUUAAUAUUUUAAUUCGCAACUCUAAGUAAAGCGCGAGCUGGAAUAAUCUUGUAAUGCAAUGCAAUUUGUCUGCAUAAUUCUCAACACUAAAUGGAACCGCGAUUGUCCAAGACGUUCGGGCGGCAGUGUGCUCUAGUCCCACUCCGAUUGCUGUUAACCUGAAAAGACUUUAACAAUAUUUAUCAGUAUAAAGAAAUGUGGAAUGUACACAUUGUGUAUACAUAAAUAUAAUCUAUGAUUUACGAAAAUCAUUAGUCUUUUUUUUAAACGGAAUAUUAUAAGGAGUAUAAGAGAACUGAUGAUGUCGUAAAUCAUUUGACACUUGACACAUUAACUUGCGUGUUACGAAAUGUUCGUAUCUGUAAAACGACGUGUAAAAUAAAUAAACGAUAAGCAUG